Dictyostelium purpureum is the source of this 753-nucleotide messenger RNA. RefSeq lists its product as uncharacterized. The record is from RefSeq and is a predicted model, not a curated record. Lineage: Eukaryota; Evosea; Eumycetozoa; Dictyosteliales; Dictyosteliaceae. The transcript has 5 exons. The coding region runs from base 1 to 753 and encodes 250 amino acids.
AUGGGAUUUUAUGGUUGUAAAAUAAAUAAAAAAAUUAAAUUCGGAUGUAAAAUUAAAUCAUGUUCGAUACUGUGGAAAAUUGGAAUCUAUUCAAUCAUCAAUAAUAAUAAUAAUUAUACAACAACAGUAACAUUAGCAUUCAGUUUAAAAAAUAGUAAUAGUAACUAUAAUUUAAAUAGUAGUAUUAGUGAAUAUAGCAAUCUAAAUAAUAAUAGUACCAGUUUAGCCCGAAGCGCAAGUUGUAGUUGUAAUAGUAAUGAUAGUAAAAGUAACAACAAUACAACAACAGCAGCACCGGAUCCUACAACAGUCAGUUUACAAAAUAGUUAUAGUAAAUAUAAUUUAAAUAGUAUUGGUGAAUAUAGCAAUCUAAAUAAUAAUAGUAUCAGUUUAGCCCGAAGCGCAAGUUGUAGUAGUAAUGAUAGCAAUGAAAGUAGCAGAAAUUUAAUUAAAGAGGAAUUAAAAUCACCACCAAAUUAUAUACUACUACAUUUAAAAACAUUAAAUAUCGGUAAUAUUCAAGAGACAUUAGAUAAGUUUCAUUCAAACAUAGCGGACCACCCAAAGAUUACCUAUGAAGCAAAAAAGAAAUAUCUCGAGUAUUCAAAUAUUGAAGAUAUAGAAAAACUAUUUAGAGCAAUCAGUACAUAUUCUGCAGUAAUAUGUCGUUACAGAGAAAAUUUUAAAAAUAAUUCUACCAAAUCUAAUUUUUCAUCAAAUGUUUCACCAGUUUACAAUUAUACGUCAACCUAA